Messenger RNA from Fopius arisanus, 855 nucleotides. RefSeq names its product Male-specific RNA 98Ca. The record is from RefSeq and is a predicted model, not a curated record. The transcript is spliced from 2 exons. NCBI's taxonomy places the organism in Eukaryota, Metazoa, Arthropoda, Insecta, Hymenoptera, Braconidae. Bases 98 to 814 code for a protein of 238 amino acids.
AUACGUUCAUGUAAAUAGGUGGUGGUGCGGUUGGCACAUCAAAAUUCUCGUGCAGUCGAACUCAGAGGAAAAUUAAAAUUGAACAAAAAAAUCUGUUAUGGCGCAUUGCAAGAAGAGUAACCGAAAUUUUUUGGAGGAAUUGGGGAAGAUCAUUUGUGAAAUAGAGGAUCGAAAACCAGAGCCAGAAUGCUGCAACAUCUCUUGCCCGCCCUUCGGAUGUCCUCCGGGCCCAUGUCCUGGAGUGUGUUGCUUUCAAGGAGUAGUGAACCCUUGCUGUACCCCGAAGAUACCGGAGUGCCCAUCGAAAUGUUCACCUCCUCCAUGCCCUACCCCACGUCCACGUCUUUGUAUUCUUCCAAGUCCCUCAACAUGCCCACCGCAGGAUUCAUGCCCUCCACCCUGUCCAAAACCCAAGUGCUGUGUUCCAUUGAGCUUUCUUCAAGCCGCAUGUGGACCGAAAAAAUAUUGCCUUCCUCCCCUGACGUUCCCGCCUCCUAGACAGAAUCAAGGAAUUUCCACUUGUCAACUGUCUCCAGCGUGUUGUCCAAGUCCUUGCCCAUCGCCCUGUCCAUUGCCCUGUCCAUUGCCCUGUCCAUCGCCCUGUCCCAAACCCUGUCCGCCAGUGAUACAAAUUUGUUGCCCUCCCAUUUGUCCCCCUCCGCACCAGAUAAAUUGUAUGGCAUCAUGUCCGAAGCCUUGUUGUCCACCACCUUGUCCACCACCUUGUCCACCACCUUGUCCAUUACCUUGUCCUAUGCCUUGUCCCAUGCCCUCUCCUUGCAGAUCAUUUAUCGUAUCAAUUCCACCUAGAUAAACUGUACUCGAAUCCUCAAAUAAAUUUCUUAACCACUUAAA